UAAAAAUCUGGUAAUUACUUCGAAACUUCUUUUUCUACUGAAACCCUAAUCUAAACAAGGAGGAGGAGGAAGAAGAAGAAGAACAAUGAAGAGAGUGUUCGGCGUUAAGAAAGAAAAGCAACCCCCUCCUUCCGUUCAAGACACCUCUGAUCGGAUCAAUAAAAGAGGUGAAACAGUAGAUGAGAAGAUAAAAAAGCUUGAUGCUGAACUUGCUAGAUUUAGAGAACAGAUCAAGAAAACCCGACCUGGUCCUGCUCAAGAAGCUGUCAAAGCUAGAGCCAUGAGGGUCCUCAAGCAAAAGAGAAUAUAUGAAGGACAACGUGACAUGCUCUACACUCAAACAUUCAACUUAGACCAAGUUUCAUUUGCUGCCGAGGGAAUUAAGGAUGCUCAACAAACAAUGUCAGCACUGAAAUCAGCAAACAAAGAGUUGAAAGGAAUGAUGAAGACUGUGAAGAUUCAAGAUAUAGAUAACUUGCAAGAUGAAAUGAUUGACCUGAUGGAUGUGAGUAAUGAAAUUCAAGAGUCUCUUGGUAGAAGCUACAGUGUACCUGAUGACAUUGAUGAGGAAGAUCUCAUGGGUGAGCUUGAUGCUUUGGAAGCAGACAUGGGGAUGGAGACUGAAGGUGAAGGGGUGCCUGCAUAUCUUCAACCUGAUAAGGAACCUGAUCUGGAUUCAGAACUCAACUUGCCUUCAGCACCAUCUGGGCAUGCAGCAGUUCCAGCAGGCAGAUCCAAUGCUCAGGCUGAGGAUGAACUGGGUUUACCUGCUGUCCCUCGUUCAUCAAUUCGUGGUUAGAGAGGGAGUUGGCUAGGUUGAAGGGUUCGUUUGCCAUCUCUUGGGGAUCUAUUCAUUCUCUCAGAGGGAUUAUGCCGGAGCUAGCUAUUGUAAACAUAUGUGCAUCAUAUAACUUUGCUUUCUAUAGCGAUCGCUAAUACUUCAAAUAAUUUGGAGAUAUUUCAUGAUAGGCAACACUUGAAACUUUGAUAUGGACCUACGAAAAUGGGAGUAAAAACAUCAGGGAAAAAAAAAUAGUCGUUACUAUACGAAGAUACGAAAUGAAAACGGCAAAAAUUUCAUUUGGAUUAUGGGGUUUUACUCUUAUUUAUUUUGGUGAUUAGAGUUUAUGAAGUUGUGUUUCUUCUGCUGUUAACUGUACA
Molecule: messenger RNA, 1161 nt
Organism: Cornus florida
Lineage: Eukaryota; Viridiplantae; Streptophyta; Magnoliopsida; Cornales; Cornaceae
Product: vacuolar protein sorting-associated protein 60.2-like
Exons: 7
Coding region: 86-799 (237 amino acids)
Biological process (GO): late endosome to vacuole transport via multivesicular body sorting pathway; vesicle budding from membrane
Cellular component (GO): multivesicular body
Source: RefSeq, a predicted model, not a curated record